GCAGUAAUGCCACAGUAAGGACACCAGCUGGCUAAACACUCACUGAAGAAGAAGACACGCUGACAAAUCUCAAAUCGGUUGCGAAGCUGCCUGCAUCAUCCGCCGACCGAGACAAGCAGAACCGGAGAAAAAUGGCGUUCACAUUCGCGGCCUUUUGUUACAUGCUCGCUCUGCUGCUCACGGCGGCGCUUAUCUUCUUCGCUAUCUGGCAUAUAAUAGCAUUUGAUGAGCUGAAGACAGAUUACAAGAAUCCUAUAGAUCAGUGUAACACUUUAAAUCCGACAGUUGAAAAGGUCAAAAAGAUUAAAAGAGUCAAAAUUGCAAUAAAGUUGGUGCUCCCAGAGUAUCUCAUCCACUUCUUCUUCUGCGUGAUGUUCUUCUGUGCGGCCGAGUGGCUCACCCUCUGUCUCAACUUACCACUGCUGGCUUAUCAUGUCUGGAGGUAUAUGAGCAGACCUGUGAUGAGCUGUCCAGGACUCUAUGACCCAACAACCAUCAUGAAUGCUGACAUCCUGGCGUUCUGUCAAAAAGAAGGCUGGUGCAAACUGGCUUUCUACCUCCUGUCAUUCUUCUACUAUCUCUACGGGAUGAUUUAUGUUCUAGUGAGCUCUUAAACCGGACAAUGAAGGAAAAGGACCUGCAUGUACAGUAGACGACCAGACACUAUGAUCUUAGUGCUGGAACACUGGACCUGCUGGAGACCACCGUUCAGCAACAGAAGACGCCAUUUCAAGCGGACAAACUCUCGACCCCCCCACACACCGCGCAGAGUGUCAUUUCGGAAACAUUUAGCCUGUUUUAAGAGAAUAUGUCGGUUGCAGCGUUCCUCUCAUAGCACUAUAGUUUAAGUUUUAUGGAAAAUAAGGACAAACCUGAAUGGACAAGUCCCCCUUUUUUUUUUAUUUUUAAUGGUGUGGUGAUUUUGAUGCUUGGGGUUUAAAUAAAGUUUUUUGGGGGUUUUUUUCAUCUUCAUCAUCUUUUGAGUGAUUACAGAUUAGGUAGCCAUUUUCAGGUGUGCAUUAUCUGUGAGAAUCUGAGCUGUGUGCUGAACUACAUUAGCUUUUUCUGUGAAUUAGAUUCUGGGCUUUUAACAGCUGAUUUUGCCACGUGAGUCAUUAUAAUCACUAAAACAAAUAGCAAAGUGUAAACUAGACGUCUGUUCUUGCCCACGGAUACAUAUGGUCUUAAAAUGAACAUUUUUGGGACUUGAAGAGGUACAGUUAUGUACAGUGAGGGCUGAAGUGCAUGGGUUAUUAUCAGUUAGUGAAAUGUGUUGCACAGGGACAAUCAUAGUCUGGUUGUCAACAUCAGUUUUCCAACCACCUGAUGUAUUGUUUCCAUACUUCAGACCUAUUUAUCAUCAGAUUUAAAUAAUGUAAUCCCUGUUAAAAUCAAUGGCAAUAUUUGUUUUUUUUUAAGUGUGAGGGCAGCAAUGUGUAUGUGACCUGUAUUUCUGUAGAGUUAUCCUUGCAACUAUCAUAAAUGAAAAGGUAGACUCAACAGUACAAUAAUAUAUUCAGCAUUAGGAAGCAACAAGUACUUUGUUAUUCUCUGCUUUCUGCAUUUGAGCUUUGGUAGGAAAGUGCUGAUGUGCCAUGCUGCUGAUUGUACCUUUUGAAAUUCCUUAACUGUUUUUGUCAUUGUGCAUUUUGUUAAUUUCAACAGCAAAUAUUCCACAGCGUUAGGAACUCCAGUGUUUAUUUAUUUAAUGUUUUUAAAUUGACUUUUUAUGUCUCCAGAAUAUCAAGCACUCCUCGCAGUGUUGGGUCAUUUCCAGAAUCAAAUCUGGAACAUUAUGUUUUUGUUUAGAGUUGAGGCCAUUAGACUAAAUUUUUCAUAAAUACUAGAGUAUUUAUUGCCAUUUUCAAAUGUGUAAAUCUGUCAGGGAAAGGGAUGAUCAUUUGUCACAGAUGAAAUUACAUUUUUAUGUAUUAGAUCCAAUCAUGUCACGUCUAGGAAAUGAAAACUUGAGUUUAUUUGAAUCUAAAUAAAACUAUCCCACUCUGUUA
This is a messenger RNA of Siniperca chuatsi (mandarin fish), 2009 nucleotides long. It is a transcript of the gene cnih1, whose product is annotated as cornichon family AMPA receptor auxiliary protein 1. Gene Ontology annotation, biological process: vesicle-mediated transport. The transcript is spliced from 6 exons. The coding region runs from base 132 to 614 and encodes 160 amino acids. The record is from RefSeq and is a predicted model, not a curated record. NCBI's taxonomy places the organism in Eukaryota, Metazoa, Chordata, Actinopteri, Centrarchiformes, Sinipercidae.